AUGACGCAAUCCAACGUUGGUUCUUCUGGUGUCUACGAGGCUGGUGACCAGCGCAACGCCCCCCAGUCCGAGCUUCACAACGCUACCCGCUUCGAGGAGGGCAAGGAGCACUCUCACCAGGCUCUCGACUCUAAGGAUGAGCGUUCCAUCGCCAACCGUCUCGCCGCUGAGGAGAGCAAGAAGGACGAGGAAGACCCCCAGACCAAGGCUCUGAAGGAGGACCCCACUCUGCCUGCCAAGAUGCACGGCAACGAGCCUUCCCGAGGUGCCAAGAUUGACGCCGAGCUGCAACAAGAGGAGGAGGAGUACCUCAAGCGCAAGGGAAAGAACUAA
Pestalotiopsis fici W106-1 is the source of this 333-nucleotide messenger RNA. RefSeq lists its product as uncharacterized. NCBI's taxonomy places the organism in Eukaryota, Fungi, Ascomycota, Sordariomycetes, Amphisphaeriales, Sporocadaceae. Bases 1 to 333 code for a protein of 110 amino acids. The record is from RefSeq and is a predicted model, not a curated record. The transcript has 3 exons.